Messenger RNA from Trypanosoma rangeli, 1065 nucleotides. RefSeq lists its product as uncharacterized. NCBI's taxonomy places the organism in Eukaryota, Euglenozoa, Kinetoplastea, Trypanosomatida, Trypanosomatidae. The transcript has a single exon. Bases 1 to 1065 code for a protein of 354 amino acids. The record is from RefSeq and is a predicted model, not a curated record.
AUGGCUGCACGUGGUGUUUUGGGUGCUGCCUGUGCCGUUGGGGGCCUCACGAUGACAGGCGUCGCGCUGACGGUCUCGCGAUGGCGCCGAGCGGAGAAGCGCCGAGCACAGCUUAACAACGAGUACGCCGACAUUUUAACGGAACUCCGCUCGUUGAAUGACGCACGCCUGAAAGGCGCCGACGAUCUUCGGCGCAAAAGGCAGGAAGUAGCUUUGAUGCAUGAAACGGUAGCCACACUCUGGACCGAUCGCCUGGCACGCUACGUACAAACCAAUAAGACGCUGCACUCUUUCUUGAAGGCCCUUCCAGAGGCACUUGGUGCCCUGAAGGGUCUCACAAAUCAUUACCAGUACAUGACAACGGAGAUGCGGAAGUUUGUGGCUUUUGAUGUCGCCUGCAGCAAGGUGCAUAACUUUGCACUUCUUCUUGAACACGGAGAACGCGUAGGAAUGCCGCGUGUGGUUGAGAGAAUUCGUCAACUACUCAUUGCAGAACCUCUCGUGCAAGUGGUGUGUGACAGCGUUAGUCAGAUUCCCGCAGACAUCAGCAGCCCAAGUUCUAUUGGUGAGUGUAGCUCAAGUUUUGUCUUCUGUAUAGAGGAGCUUGAGCGGGCGAUGGAGGUUGCGGUUGCGCGUUAUCUUGAAUUUCAGAGUGAGAACGGAAGCAAGAGCCCUAACGUCAUUUGCAGUGGCGUGCGAAAGCUUACUAACGAGGCACGGGUGAGUACACUUACCAAAGGUGACAUCGCCUUGCAGAAGGAGCGAAGAGCGCUUCGUGACCUCCUCCUCCGUGACCGACGGCAGCUGCACACUGCCGGUGACCUGAGGAGUGCUUUGGAAUACGUUGAAAAUGUGUCGAAUCAGCUCCGCUCUGACGACGCGAAGGAGGCUGGGCUGCGAAAGGUUGUUUCUACGGACACAGCCGUCAACGUGGCACAUGACCAACUCCUCUUGUGGCGGAAGUCGGCAGCCGUCUUCUUAGUGCAGCAGCAGGCGAAGGAGGUGCUAGACGCCUACCAGCUGUUGUUGGCGGAGACACUAACAAAAACAAGGCCAGACCCGUAA